Harmonia axyridis is the source of this 1428-nucleotide messenger RNA. Its product is annotated as DNA damage-regulated autophagy modulator protein 2. The record is from RefSeq and is a predicted model, not a curated record. The transcript is spliced from 5 exons. The coding region runs from base 161 to 916 and encodes 251 amino acids. NCBI's taxonomy places the organism in Eukaryota, Metazoa, Arthropoda, Insecta, Coleoptera, Coccinellidae.
GGAACUUGACGUUGAUAUUGUCUAGGAUAUUAUGGCAUUUCCAUUGAAUUACUGAUCGAUUUGUGUAUUUCGAGAAACGGACCAUUCAGUUGAUGGAAAAAGGUCGGCGUUUGUUUUCUUGUGGGCUGAUGUGUUUGGAUAGGGUUUCUGAGAAGUGAACAUGGCUUUCGAAAAACUACAUUAUCUGCCUAUUGCUAUAGCCGUUCUCUUCCCAGUAACAUUCAUACUGUCGUAUUCUAUAGCAGUUGCUCAUGAAGAUGUCACUCCUCUCUUUCCUUACAUAAGCGAUACAGGAACGUUUUCUCCUGAAAGUUGUAUUUUCGGGCAAUUGCUCAACUUGGGGGCUUUAUUAGUUGGGUUUUCCGCCUACUUUCGAUAUCUGCAGCUGCGAGAUCUCCAUCAAAACAAUCAAGUUCCCUUCGUAGUCGAGAGACUGAAUGGAAAAACUUGUAUCAUGGGAUUAUUGGCGGCCUUCGGCAUCAGUAUAGUUGGGAACUUCCAAGAGAAGAACGCUCUGGUAGUCCAUCUAAUUGGAGCACUUUUAGCUUUUGGAGUUGGAGGCGCCUAUAUCUGUUUACAGAGCUAUAUCUCGUUCAAAAUAUACCCGCUCUUGGGCAAUAAGACCCUGAACUGGAUAAGGGUUGUGCUGGCUGCUGGGACAAUAAUUUCUUUUAUAUUUGUCUUCCUGUUUGCAGUGAUAGCGGGUGUUGUCGGAAAAAAUCAAGGUAAUGCAAAUUCGACAAAAACGAUCAACCCCAUGUGGAAACAGGACGAGGCAGGAUGGGGCUGGCAUUUCAUGAGCACGCUCAGCGAAUGGAUCCUUGCUUUUUGCAUGCUUCAGUAUCUCUCAACUUUCGCGCAUGAUUUCAAAAGGUUGUCACUGCAUGCAAUCACGGUCUCGAACAAGUUGAAGUGAAAGUACUCGAUCAUCAUGCUGGAAUGAGGCUGCAAAGAUGAUAUUCUUCGCCACUAUAGCGUCCAAAUUAUUUAUUGUUGCUUUUUCCUGAUCAGUACUCGGUGAUUUCUAUACGCUUCAUUCUUUUCCGUUAUUCGGAAGAAUGAACAUUGAUAAAUUUCGUAGCAAUAUUCUUCAAUUCACAGUACAUUUUUUCCGGUGAUUAUUUUUUCCUGAGCCAAUAUAAAUUUGAAAUCAUUGUGUUAUUGGGAAGAGAGAUUUCGAGAGAAAUAACUGAAAAAACAUACAUUUUUCAAAAAUUAAAAAAAGGGAUCUAUUAGAAAAAUGUUCUAGAAUGGUAUACAGCGUCAUCUAUGUUGGAAUUGAGAAAGUAGAAUGUAAAUCUUGAAAAAAUCUUUUAUCUCUUGAUAAAGAGUACUUUGGACCAAUAUAGUUGGCGCUGACAAAUUGAUACUUUGUAUUUUAUAAAUACCAAUACUCAAAAAUAUAUAAUAUAAAUAUUGUUUUCCUGA